UUGCGCAGGCGCAGACCACAGCCUCGGGCAUCCGGGGCCCCACGGUUGCUAGGGUGACAGAGACACAACAUGGCGGCCGGAUGCUAACGCUCUCCAUGGAGGGACCACAGCGGAGGUCCUAGUGCAGGACCCCGCCCGAGGGAAGCAGAAGGCGGGGGUCCAACCUUUUUGCCUCUUUCCUUUCCGCCUUAGUGUCGGCAAGGGUUGUCGCCGGCUUCUGCGUCCAGGAUGAAGAAGUAUAAAGCAGUUGGCAAAAUAGGAGAGGGAACGUUUUCUGAAGUCAUGAAGAUACAGAGCCUGAGAGAUGGAAGGUACUAUGCAUGUAAACAAAUGAAACAGCACUUUGAAAGUAUUGAGCAAGUGAACAGUCUACGAGAGAUACAAGCACUGAGACGCCUGAAUCCACACCCAAACAUUCUUACGUUGCAUGAAGUGGUUUUUGACAGAAAAUCUGGUUCUCUUGCACUAAUAUGUGAACUUAUGGACAUGAAUAUUUAUGAACUAAUACGAGGGAGAAGACAUCCAUUAUCAGAGAAAAAAAUUAUGCACUAUAUGUACCAGUUAUGUAAAUCCCUUGAUUAUAUGCACAGAAAUGGAAUAUUUCAUAGAGAUGUAAAACCAGAAAAUAUACUAAUAAAGCGGGAUGUCCUGAAGCUGGGGGACUUUGGGUCCUGCCGGAGCAUCUACUCCAGGCAGCCGUACACAGAGUACAUCUCCACCCGCUGGUACCGGGCCCCCGAGUGUCUCCUCACCGAUGGCUUCUACACGUACAAGAUGGACCUGUGGAGUGCCGGCUGCGUGUUCUACGAGAUCGCCAGCCUGCAGCCGCUUUUCCCUGGAGCUAAUGAACUGGACCAAAUCUCAAAAAUCCAUGAUGUCAUCGGCACACCUGCUCAGAAGACCCUCAGCAAGUUCAAGCAGUCGAGAGCUAUGAGUUUUGAUUUUCCUUUUAAGAAGGGGUCAGGAAUGCCUCUACUGACAAGCAACUUGUCCCCGCAAUGCCUCUCCCUCCUGCACGCGAUGGUGGCCUAUGAUCCGGAUGAGAGGAUCGCCGCCCACCAGGCUCUGCAGCACCCCUACUUCCAAGAACAGAGGAGAACUGAGAAGCAGGCUCUGGCCAGCCACAGAAAGGCUUUCUUUCCAGAGCUCCUCGCGGCAUCGGAGCCACUCGGGAACACCUGGCAGAUUCCAAAGGCGGCCAGAACACAGCAACAGUUUCUAAAGGAGGUUCAUCCCAAGAGACAGGGGCCGGCCUGUGUCAUGGAACUGCCCAGACUCAAGCUUCCGGGAGUGGCCACCCUGUCACCUCACUCCAGCCCUGUGCUGCAGUCUGUGUUUGGAUCGGGAACGAGUGGAAAAGUCCCAGUGUUGAGACCCUUGAAGUGCAUUGGUGUGAACCAGAAGACAGACUCGCAGAAGGACAUUAAGCCCAACCUGAAGCAGUGUCACUUGCCCCUGAUAGGAAGGAAAGGUGACGGAUACUGAGCAGCACGUGCCACCUCCUUCUUGACCAGCCGAGGCCUGGCGACUGGGCUCCUGAGAUGGGACGGAGGACUCAGGGGGACCUGGCAGUGGCUUCUGUGCUCGUGGGGCCUCGGAAGUGCCACUCGUGGGCCAGCUGUGCUGAUGGGGCUGGGCCCGUGCAUCUGCAUCCCAAGCAGCUGUACCAAAUGUUCCAGGCUAAUACUAAUACAUGUGUAAAACCGCCUCAUUCUAGGGCUUUAUUUCAUUUUACUUAUGUAGGAAUUUGGGGCAGGGAAUAGUUUGUAACUUUUUAUAGAAGUCAGUAUGGAUAAGCUGGAGUUUAUAUGAUGUAUUAGCUAGGCAUGGUGUACAGGCAGGCCCUGCCUAUGAUUUCUUCUCCAGUAUCAGCAGUGUUGCUCAAAGUUCUAUUAAAGAAUAAGCCAGCAUUUCA
Messenger RNA from Carlito syrichta (Philippine tarsier), 1915 nucleotides. It is a transcript of the gene MOK, whose product is annotated as MOK protein kinase. Gene Ontology annotation, biological process: intracellular signal transduction; protein phosphorylation. Lineage: Eukaryota; Metazoa; Chordata; Mammalia; Primates; Tarsiidae. Bases 229 to 1485 code for a protein of 418 amino acids. Gene Ontology annotation, cellular component: cytoplasm; nucleus. The transcript has 12 exons. Gene Ontology annotation, molecular function: protein serine/threonine kinase activity; ATP binding. The record is from RefSeq and is a predicted model, not a curated record.